Camponotus floridanus (Florida carpenter ant) is the source of this 2196-nucleotide messenger RNA. RefSeq lists its product as uncharacterized. Gene Ontology annotation, biological process: DNA replication. NCBI's taxonomy places the organism in Eukaryota, Metazoa, Arthropoda, Insecta, Hymenoptera, Formicidae. The record is from RefSeq and is a predicted model, not a curated record. The transcript has a single exon. Gene Ontology annotation, molecular function: DNA-directed DNA polymerase activity; nucleotide binding; DNA binding. The coding region runs from base 1 to 2196 and encodes 731 amino acids.
AUGGCGGAUCUGACGCCGGACAAGCGGGAGAUAUUCACGAGCGCGUCGCCCUGUUAUGCGUGCGAGAGACCGUUCGAGACCGAUGACACUCGCGAUCACUGUCACUUGACCGGCCGUUUCAGAGGUCCGACGCAUUCUGCGUGCAAUUUGAAUUACAAAGACUCCUACGUCAUACUCGUAUUCUUUCACAAUCUAUCGGGUUACGACGCGCACUUCAUUAUCAAGGAUGUGGCUAACGCGUAUCCUGGCAGCGUCGAGUUGUUGCCGGUGACGAAGGAAUCGUACAUAGCUUUCUCGAAGAUCGUUCGAGAUACCGCGGCGGCAGAGGAAGACGAGGGAAACGCCGUGCGUUCCAGAUGCGUCAAAUUACGAUUCGUGGACUCGUUCAAGUUUUUAGGCGCCGGUCUCGAGAAGCUGGCGUCGUAUCUCGACGAGAACAAACUGACGAUCGCGCGAGGCGAGUUUCGCGAUCUCGCCGACGACGACUUCCGGCUUCUCACGCGCAAGGGCGUGUUUCCGUACGAGUACGUCGACAGCGUCGAGAGAUUGCGGGAGACGCGUCUUUCGCCGCGCGAGUCCUUCUACAGUUCUCAUACCGUAUCGGAGAGCGAUUACUCGCACGCGACGCGCGUCUGGGAGCGAUUUAGUGUCGAAACGUUGGGUGACUAUAGCGAUCUCUAUCUGAAGACCGACGUUCUUCUGCUCGCGGACAUGUUCGAAAAUUUUCGCGCCGCUUGCUUGGAGAGUUACGGUUUAGAUCCCGCGUACUACUUCACGCUGCCGGGAUACACAUGGGACGCGAUGCUGAAGUACACGGGGGUCCGUUUCGAGCUGCUCACCGAUAUCGAUAUGAUGAUGUUCGUGGAAUGCGGAAUACGCGGCGAUCUGAGUCAGUGCUCUAACAGAUACGCUCGCGCUAACAACAAGUACAUGAGCGCGUACGAUCCGUCGCGAUCGUCGAUCUAUCUGAUGUAUCUCGAUAUCAACAAUCUGUACGGUUGGGCGAUGUGUCAGCCGUUGCCGUACGAGCGAUUCGAGUGGGUCGACGACCUCGAGAGUCUCGACGUGAUGUCCGCGACGGAGGACUCGACCGUCGGGACACAUCUCGAGGUCGAUCUCGACUAUCCGGCUGACGCCCACGCCGAUCUACCGUUUUGUCCCACGCGCGAUAAGCCGCCGGAGAAGCGGCAGAGCAAACUCCUAGCCACGCUGUACAAUAAGCGCCGAUACGUCACGCACUAUCGCAAUCUGCAGCAGUGCGUUCGUCACGGUCUGCGUCUGACGAGGAUUCAUCACGCGCUGCGCUUCUCGCAGUCGCCGUGGUUACGCGGAUACGUGGAACUUAACACGCGCUUACGCACUAACGCGAGUAACGAUUUCGAGAAGAAUCUAUACAAGUUGAUGAACAACGUCUUCGGCAAGACCAUGGAGAACGUGCGCAAUCGCGUGGACGUUCGACUCGCGACUCGAUGGGACGGGCGAUUUGGAGCCGAGGCGCUAAUCUCCAAGCCGAAUUUCAGUAGAAGCAUAUUGUCGGAGAAUUUCAUGGCCGUGGAAUUGCGCAAAUUGGAGGCGAAGAUCGACAAACCGAUCUACGUAGGCAUGUCCAUUCUCGAUAUAUCCAAGAUUCGUCUGUACGCGUUUCACUACGAAUACAUGUCACCGCUCUACGGCGAUAAGUGUAAAAUAUUGUACACCGACACGGACAGUCUCAUUUAUAGCAUAGAGUGCGAGGACGCGUACGAGCGAAUGAAGCGCGAUAUCGAUAGAUUCGACAUGAGCGAUUACGCCGUCGACAAUCCUUACGGCGUGCCGCGUGCGAAUAAGAAGGUUCUCGGUCUGAUGAAGGACGAGAACAACGAUGCUCUCAUGCUCGAGUUCGUCAGAUUCAAAGCGAAGAUGUAUGCGUUGCGAGUUGAGGGUAGGGGCGACACUAAGAAGAGCAAGGGCGUGAAGAGCAGCGUCGUCGCGAGAACGCUGACGUUCGACGAUUACGCUCGCUGCCUGAGACGCGAUAUCGAGAUGACUCGCGAGCAGUCGUGCCUGAGAUCCAAGUUACACGAGGUGUACAUCAUGCGCGAGUCGAAGGUCGCGCUCAGUCCGUACGACGAUAAGCGUCGUGCCGGAUUCGACCGACACUCUGCCGUGCGGGCACUACAGGAUACCUCUGUGAGGAGAGGCGCGGAUAAAUCUUAA